AUGAACAUUCUAUCCUUUUCGUCGCAUGUUGUUCAUGGGACCGUUGGCAAUCGAGCCAUUCAAUUUCCGUUGAAUCUUCGUGGCUGGAACGUUGAUUGUAUCAACACCACGAAUCUUUCGAACCAUCCGGGUUUCAAAACGUUCAAGGGCUCCAAGACCGACUCUUCAACCAUCUCGCAAGUUUACCAGGGAUUGGUCGAGAUUGGGCUGAAAUACGACGCUGUCAUCGUCGGGUACGUUGCCAGCGUUGCGAAUUUGCAAAGUAUCUACGAAAUACUGCGCAAUCUCAAGUACAAGCCACUGGUUGUUCUAGACCCGAUUCUCGGAGACAACGACCAGCUUUACGUUGACAAGGCCCUGAUUCCUGUUUACAAGCAGAUUCUGCAGGACCCUUUGAACUUGGUCACAUUGACCACGCCAAAUCAGUUUGAGAUCGAAACUCUAACAGACUCCAAGAUCUCGGACCAAAACUCGUUGGAUGCCACCAUUGCCAAGUUCUACAAACUGUACAAUGUCAAGUACGUGGUGAUCACGUCCGUCAAGCUGAACGACGAGAUGUACUGCGUGGGCUGUCUGGAUAAAGAGCACACGUUUUCCGUGAAAGUGGACCAGGUUCCGGCUGUUUUUUCCGGCUCGGGAGACCUGUUUCUCGGUCUUUUAACAGACUCUUUCCAUAAAACAGGAGACCUGGAGAAAUCGCUUAAAAAUACCGUCCAAGUGGUGCAGAAAGUGCUCAGUCGUACUCUCGAACUCAGCACAACAGAUAGAACGAUCGGAGAUCUGCCGUACAUCCCUUCAUUGAAACUGGUCGAGUCUAAAGAUAUAAUAGAAUGA
Messenger RNA from Ogataea philodendri, 834 nucleotides. RefSeq lists its product as uncharacterized. Lineage: Eukaryota; Fungi; Ascomycota; Pichiomycetes; Pichiales; Pichiaceae. Gene Ontology annotation, cellular component: cytosol. Gene Ontology annotation, biological process: pyridoxal 5'-phosphate salvage. Gene Ontology annotation, molecular function: pyridoxal kinase activity. The transcript has a single exon. The coding region runs from base 1 to 834 and encodes 277 amino acids. The record is from RefSeq and is a predicted model, not a curated record.